Trichechus manatus latirostris (Florida manatee) is the source of this 6838-nucleotide messenger RNA. RefSeq names its product amyloid beta precursor protein binding family B member 1 interacting protein (gene APBB1IP). The coding region runs from base 4727 to 6517 and encodes 596 amino acids. The record is from RefSeq and is a predicted model, not a curated record. NCBI's taxonomy places the organism in Eukaryota, Metazoa, Chordata, Mammalia, Sirenia, Trichechidae. Gene Ontology annotation, biological process: signal transduction. The transcript is spliced from 14 exons. Gene Ontology annotation, cellular component: plasma membrane; cytosol.
ACACACAGCAGAACAUACACCAAUUCAACAGUUUCUACAUGUACAAUUCAGUUACAAAAUAUCUGUUUUUUAAAGCCACCCACUUGUGGUAUUUGUGUUACAGCAGCACUAGGAAACUAAGAUGGGAUUACCUGCUUUUUGGGAUACUUGAGCAAGCAUUUGAGUGUAGCUCUAAGGAUAGCUUUUGCACAUACAGCUUCUCAAAGCAGAUUCUCAAGUCCUCUAUGAAAUUCACAAAAGUAUCAAAUCAGAGAUUAAGUGAUUUUUAAUUCCAGGUUUAUAGUCUGAUAUAAAAGAAGACAGGUAUCUCACUAAGUUAUUAUAGUGCUCUUCCUGCUGACCAAGAAGCAAAAAGAAAAAACAAAGGAAAAAAAACUUCUCAGGCUCCAGAUGGUUAAAGAACCAAGGAGUGAAAUAGAAAAUCCCCUGGUUGAGAAGGAGUACAAGGACUUUGGCAUAUCUCAGAGCAUGCAACCUAAAACAACAUUACUGACCGGCCCCUCCUGUAUCAGACUGCUGAGCCAGCAGAUGCUUUUGCUGCUCACUAGUUCAGAUCAGCAGUAAAACCAGAGAAGAAACAGAGGCUGAUCAGAAAACUGUAAGCAAACAGGCUGUCUUAGUAACCUAGUGUUGUUGUAACAGAAAUACCAUAAGUGGUAGCUUUAAAGAACAGAAAUGUAUUUUCUCACAGUUCAGGAAGCUAGAAGUCCGAAUUCAGGGUAUAGGUCUAGUGGAAGAUCCCUCCCUGUCUGUUUCAGCUUCUGGUAGCUGCCAGCUAUCUUUGGAGUUCCUGGGCUUGUAGAUGCACCUGUCUCUGCUAUCCAUCAUCCUCUUCCUCCUGAAUUUCAGUGUCUAUGCUGCUCUUUACAUAACUCAAAGUGAUUAAGUUUAGGAUCCACCCUACACUGGAAUGUCCUCAACUGAAUGACUGAUUACAUUACAUUAGAUUGCAUUAUGCAAAGUGAUUGCAUUACAUUAGGUUAGAUUACAUUCACAGGUAUAGGGUUCCAGCAUAAAUUUUCAGGAGGACACAAUUCAAUCCAUUACAGAGCCCUUCCCAGUUAAGGCUCGCUGCCAUCUCAGCUGGAGUUAGUCCUGUCACCAUCUCAGAAGAAAACAGCAGUAUACGGCCCAGUGAUCUCUUGCCUUUUUGUCUGCCUGAAGCAUAAAAUGGUAUUUUCUUAUUACAGUAUCAGUGGUAAGUCCAAGGUUGGUCUUCCUGUCUGCAAAGACCUGCACCAACCUUGCCUCAAUGCAAGUUAUUCCUUAGAAAAAAGGAGUGUUGGCCAGACAGAUAUGAUAAGGUCUGUCUUCACUGAGGAAGUCCAGGUCCAGGUCCAAGAUCAUGACCAGAAUUGCUAGUUCGAAAGGCAAUGAACCCUAUAUCCAAACUGAGUUAGAUAUGUGAAGAUCACUUUGCUGUAGGUGUAAAUAUAUGCCCUGUUAAGCAUAUAUAUCAGAGUACUUAGAGUGGAUUUUAAAUAUAUAUAUAUAUUUGAAGUUCAUAUAUGAAAUAUAUACACAGAGAGAGAGAGAGAAGAAAAACUAUUUGAGGAUAAAAACAGACUUGGAAUUUGAGCCUUAGAGAAAUAUUGAGGAUUUUGGAAAUUUCCCAUUGUCACUCAGGGAAUUUAAGGCAGUGUUUCAACCUGACGUACAGUCUCAAUCACCUUAUCCCUUACCUGUGCACCCCCAAAAACCCAACAAAAUCUGUCUGAUAAAGUACUGUUCCUUUUAAUCUACAAUGUGUAACAAAAUGAACUCAGAAGUGAGGUACUCAAUAGAUUUUAACUCCACCCAGUCAUGAUGUGAACAUGGCUUGUUUUACAGUAAGUUGGCCUCAUUGUGACUCCUCCACCCUAGCUCUUUUGGGCUGCUAACCCAAAUAACACUUUUAGCUCUCAGGGCUGGGUGUUUUCUUUCUUUUUUUUAAUUUUCGUUUUGACCUGUGGAAAAUGCCACACAUAAAUAGUGCCCUGUCUUCUCACACUUAUUGUGUAGACACUUUCCCCAGGUGGUGUAAACAGUUAAUGUGUUUGGCUGGUAAGUGACAAGUUGGAGGUUUGACCACCCAGAGGCCCCCUUGGAAGAUCUCCUUUCAUUGAAAACCCUAUGGAGCAGAGUUCUACUCUGAGACAUGAGUGGCCAUGAGUCUGAACCAACUUGGCAGCAACUGUUUUGUUGUUUUUUUGUAUAUGUCUGUCUGAUUCUUGUACUAUUUAUUCCAAAAAUAAGGAAGAUAAACAUGUAAGCAUAAUAAAAAUUUAUGUUCAUAAUAGCCCUUAACUCAAAUGUCUUACUGUUUUCCUUCCAGGUGCAAGUCUUUUAAAUUGUGGUUCGUUCAGUAGUGUAUUUACUUAUCCCAUUUUGAUGUUGACUCCUCUUAACAAUUCAAUAUCAACAUGCUCUAGGGGAAAGGAAUGAAAGGACGGGGGGAGAUGUUUACCAGAUGAACGUAGGGAGAGUUUCAGGAGAGGUCACCAGGAUGUACUGCUGUUUUGAGUAAUUUUCAUCUUAGAUGAAUGAUUCACUCUGGCAUAUCCUCAGCCUAUUGUGUAUCGGUGGUGUGUACAGGCUGAGAAACUGAAAUCUUUGGGUUCAAUGGGUUUUUCUGAUUCAUUGAUGUCACAUUUCCUUUCAAGACUUUAUUCUUCAUCAUCUUAGUACUUUUCCAAACCUAAUGAUUCAAGAUAAAGCAUCAAUGGCAGGAUUCUUAUUCCCAGUGUCAUCUUUGGUUCCUCUAAGUUUAAUCUUAACACUGGUUGGCAGUUUUGAUGUCCGCAAACAAACCUGUUUUUUCCACUCUAAAUGGAUUGCUUUUAUGAAAAAUUUGAAAUCAGUAAACAGUAGCACUUACUUUUAAAUGUCGCUGUUAGUAAUUACUCAUCUCAAAAAACCAAAGCAAAUCAGUUGUUGUUGAGUCGACUUCAACUCAUGAUGACCACAUGUGUUUCAGAGUAGGGCUGUGCUCCAUAGGGUUUUCAAUGGCUGUGAUCUUUCAAAAGUAGAUCCCCAGGGCUUUCUUCCCUCUCAAGGAUGCCUUUAUUUUGUCAUAUUAUUAUAUUGCAUAAUAAAAUAAAAGUCACAUGGAUAGUUCUGUAAUUUUAUUUUUUAUUCAGCUAUUUUUUCCCUUAUUAAAGUUAUAAAUGAAUAAUCAGUUAUAAGAUUCUGAGUAUCAGAUUAAUUGUUUAAGAGGACAGUUUGUGAAACCAUGGGUACUUUGUUUACUUAAAUACUUUCUUUCCUCCAUUUUUUAGGUAAUUGGAAGGGAGCAUCUGAUUCAGCUACUUUAUCAGAGGGAAUAAGGCCACACGUGAAUGAACCUCGCAUAGACUGUCGCUCUUAACGUGAGACGAAGUCCACCUGUAUCUUUUCUUCUUCUGGCUUCAAUAAACACUUUAGGUCCAACAGGUCACAUAAAACAGGAUGGGUGAGUCAAGUGAUGAUAUAGACCAAAUGUUCAGCAAUUUGCUGGGAGAGAUGGAUCUCCUAACCCAGGUAAACUCCCCUUCUUAACUUUCAAAUUAGAAAAAAAAUGUAGUUACAGAAUUUAAUUUUAAUAUGAUGAAGGAUCUGAAUGAGCGGUCUUAAAAAAAAAACAACAACUGGAGAUUGACAAUAUUAUGUAUUUGUGAUGUGGCCAUGGUAGAGAAAAAAUAAAGCCUUUUCCUGAUUAUACUCUGAGUUCAGUUAAUUCAAUACACUGGUCCCACAUACAUUCUGUUAUGGCAGCGCUCAUGCUCAUCAUGGUCAAAUAUUGGCCAAUGGAGGAAUUUUCUUUGAGUAUAUCCCCACCACUACCAACACCACCAUCACUGAACAAUUUCCCCUGUGGUUACCCAUAUAAAGACUAGCUAAGAAACUUACAUGAUCUUUAGUAAAGAUUCUUUACCAACCUUUGAAGAACAGCUGUAUUUUAAAGGAGCAAGUGGGAGUUAUUGUGGCUUACUGAUUAGACCAUAAGAAUUUAGUCCCCUCAAAGUACCAUGAAGGCUGCUGACUCAGGGAUCACCCUCAUUGUCAGGCAGACGGGAGCCCAGUGACCGCCAGCCCAAAGACCACUGACCCAGGUUAAUAGCACCUGCUUUACAAAGUCAUGUGAGCUUCAGUGUGUCUUACAGUCUCCUCAGAAAUGCUUCUUUGAUUCAGAAAGUAGAGCUCAUCAAUUUCAGCAUAAAAUGUCAAAAUAAGAAUACCCCAAUAUUCCUAAAAAAGAUAGGGAUUUUUUUAAGUUUUCUAUAAAAUAAAUGGAGAAUAGUCUGUGCUUUGAAAAAUACAUAUUAUAAGAAAAAUAAACCAAGCCUAGUUAACAUCUACUUUAUAGUACCAAUAAAAUUCAAGAACAUCUGGAUUCUGUGAAAGAAGAGACAAAAUAUGAGACAGUAGGCUUAGAUGGAAAGGGCGCUGGUUAAAAGGUGAAUGUUAGAAUGGUAGUCAUGUUUCCAUAGAUGAAAGGACUUUUCCCUUUGCCUCCAUGAGGAGGAAGAUUUGAGUGAACGUUUAUGGUCUUUUCUCUGCCCGUUUAGUGACUUCUCCUGCUGGUGGGAAGGGGUGACAGUUCUGGUUGUUCAGAGUCUGGAAUUUUCAGAGGACCACAAGUUUAGGAGUUGACACUCUUCCUCCCCCUGACCCAGAACCGACCAGAGCUGAAUUUAACUACACUGUGGGUUUUAAAGAUUUAAAUGAGUCCUUAAAUGCUUUGGAGGACAAAGAUUUAGAUGCCCUCAUGGCUGAUCUGGUAGCAGACAUUAGUGAAGCUGAACAGAGGACAAUCCAGGCACAGAAAGCUGCUUCUCAGAAUCAACGUCCUUCAGCAUCUCUCGAGGAAUCAUCCAAUUUCAGUGGUGCAGCCUCUCUGGGUUAUGAAGCAAUUGUUGCUGCAACUAGUAUUAGGUACUAUGAAGAUGAUUUACCACCCCCACCAGCCAAUCCCAUGUUAGACCUUCCUCUUCCACCACCACCUCCUGAGCCUCUCUCUCAGGAAGAAGAAGCAGCCCAAGCCAAGGCUGAUAAAAUUAAGUUGGCACUGGAAAAACUGAAGGAGGCCAAGGUUAAGAAGCUCGUGGUCAAGGUGCACAUGAAUGAUAACAGCACAAAGUCAUUGAUGGUGGAUGAAAGGCAGUUGGCCCGAGAUGUUUUAGACAACCUUUUUGAGAAAACUCAUUGUGACUACCAUGUAGACUGGUGUCUUUAUGAAAUAUACCCUGAACUACAAAUUGAGAGGCUUUUUGAAGACCAUGAAAAUGUUGUUGAAGUCUUAUCAGACUGGACAAGAGACACAGAGAAUAAAUUGCUAUUUUUGGAGAAAGAGGAAAAAUAUGCUGUCUUUAAAAACCCCCAGAAUUUUUACUUGGAUAACAAAGGAAAAAAAGAAGGCAAGGAAACAAAUGAGAAAAUGAAUGCUAAGAACAAGGAAUCCUUACUUGAGGAAAGUUUCUGUGGGACGUCUGUCAUUGUGCCAGAACUUGAAGGAGCUCUUUAUUUGAAAGAAGAUGGAAAGAAAUCCUGGAAAAGGCGUUAUUUUCUUUUAAGGGCUUCUGGGAUUUAUUAUGUACCCAAAGGAAAGAGUAAGACAUCUCGAGAUCUGGCAUGUUUUAUACAGUUUGAAAAUGUCAAUGUUUACUAUGGGAUUCAGUGUAAAAUGAAAUAUAAAGCUCCCACUGACUACUGCUUUGUUCUAAAGCACCCCCAAAUUCAGAAGGAGUCUCAGUAUAUCAAGUAUCUCUGCUGUGAUGAUGCAAGGACUCUAAACCAGUGGAUCACAGGAGUCAGGAUCGCCAAGUAUGGAAAGACUCUUUACGAUAACUAUCAGCGGGCUGUGUCAAGAGCUGGGCUUGCCUCUCGGUGGACAAACCUGGGAACUGUCAACCCAGCUACGCCAGCUCAACUUUCUACAGGAUUUAAACCUGGCACUUCCCAGCCCAAUGGUCAGAUUCCCCAGGCUGCACAUUCUGUUAGUGCUGUUCUCGCUGAGGUCAAGAGACAGGUGGAACCACCCAAGAAUAACGUGCCAGCCCUUGGUAACCAGGACCUCAAAGCGCCCAGAGCCUAUCACCUUCCCAAGUCCAGCCAGCCGCCGCCUCCACCUAUACGACGAUCAUCAGACACCAGCUGCAGUCCGGUGUUACCCUCCAAGCCCAAGAGUACCGCCGGAGUCUUCCCAGCCCCGCCAGACGAUUUUCUGCCGCCCCCGCCGCCGCCGCCCCUGGAAGAGGUCGAUCUCCCGCUCCCGCCUCCGCCUCCGCCCCCGGAUUUUCACGAAGCACCCCCGGACUUUGUGCCUCCCCCACCGCUUGCGACUGCCGGGGUCAUGGGGUCUUUACUGCCUCCUCCCCCGCCCCCACCCACCCUCGCCCCUGAAUCCAGGCAGCUGCCCCACACUGUCGCCAGAAAGCUACCCGUUCCACCAAAGAGGCAAGAGAACCCGGGUCCACCCAGCGGGGGAGAAAGUGGGGAGCAAGAUUUUAUGUCAGAUCUCAUGAAAGCUUUGCAAAAGAAACGAGGCAACAUGUCUUAAGGGAAAUAUUUGUGUGUGAUAGGUAUAAUCAUUUCUAACCUCAGGUGCAUUUUUGCUACUUUCUUUUUGUAACAUCUUGUUCAUUUCAGGUAAACUGUUGAAGUGUUCAGACUAGACAUGAUGUAAAACUUUUCAGUAUUGCCGAAGUACAUUCAUAAUCAUUAACCUAACACAGAAUUUAUGUCUACCUAAAUGUACAUAUCUUUUCUAUGUAUUUUCACUUAAAUGCCAUUUCUCUUCCCUUCCAAGUAAACUAAAAUGUUUUGUGUUCAUUUAUUUUAUUAUGUUCAGGAGCAUCAAGUUAAUAAAAAGUUAAAUGUU